CGGCUGGAGGGAAGAAGCGGGUUGGCGGCCCCAGAACGGGCGGUCAUGUGACCGGGAAGAUGGCCGUCUUUCCCUGGCAUUCCAGGAACAGGAACUACAAGGCUGAAUUUGCAUCAUGCCGAUUGGAAGCUGUGCCGUUGGAGUUUGGGGACUAUCACCCCCUGAAACCUAUAACUGUCACAGAAUCAAAGACAAAGAAAGUGAGCCGUAAGGGGAGCACCUCGUCCACGUCUUCCUCCUCCUCCAGUUCCGUGGUGGACCCACUGAGCAGCGUCCUCGAUGGCACUGAUCCCCUCUCCAUGUUUGCAGCUACUGCUGACCCCAGUACCAUGGCAGCCACCACGGACCACUCCAGGAAGAAACGGGAUAGAGAUGAUAACUCUGUUGUUGGAUCGGAUUUUGAACCUUGGGCCAACAAACGGGGAGAAAUCCUUGCCCGGUAUACAACUACAGAGAAGCUGUCUAUUAAUCUGUUCAUGGGAUCUGAAAAAGGCCGAUCAGGGACCACCACAUCCGCAAUGUCAGAGAAGGUCCGGACCCGGUUGGAGGAGCUGGAUGACUUUGAGGAGGGAUCCCAGAAGGAGCUGCUGAAUCUGACUCAGCAGGAUUAUGUGAACCGCAUAGAAGAGCUCAACCAGUCGCUGAAGGACGCUUGGGCCUCGGACCAGAAAGUGAAGGCUCUAAAAAUAGUCAUCCAGUGUUCAAAGCUUCUUUCGGAUACAAGUGUAAUUCAGUUCUACCCAAGCAAGUUUGUCCUUAUCACAGACAUCCUCGAUACAUUUGGCAAGCUUGUCUACGAGCGCAUCUUCUCCAUGUGUGUGGAUAAUCGCAGUGUCUUACCAGAUCACUUUUCUCCAGAGAAUGUAAAUGACACGGCCAAGGAAACAUGCCUAAAUUGGUUUUUCAAGAUUGCUUCCAUCAGGGAACUCAUUCCGAGAUUUUACGUGGAGGCAUCUAUCCUGAAGUGUAACAAGUUCCUCUCCAAAACGGGAAUUUCAGAGUGCCUGCCCCGGCUGACGUGCAUGAUCAGAGGCAUCGGAGACCCACUGGUGUCGGUGUACGCCCGGGCCUACCUGUGCCGGGUGGGAAUGGAAGUGGCUCCACAUCUCAAGGAAAGCCUAAAUAAGAACUUUUUUGACUUCCUCCUUACAUUUAAACAGAUCCAUGGGGAUACGGUCCAGAACCAGCUGGUGGUCCAGGGAGUGGAGCUGCCAUCCUACCUCCCCUUGUACUCGCCCGCCAUGGACUGGAUCUUCCAGUGCAUUUCCUACCAUGCCCCGGAGGCUCUGCUGACUGAGAUGAUGGAGAGAUGUAAGAAACUAGGAAACAAUGCCUUGCUGCUGAAUUCCGUAAUGUCAGCUUUCCGGGCAGAGUUCAUUGCCACGAGGUCUAUGGAUUUCAUCGGCAUGAUUAAAGAGUGCGAUGAGUCUGGCUUCCCCAAGCAUCUCCUUUUUCGCUCAUUGGGAUUAAACUUGGCCUUGGCUGAUCCUCCUGAGAGUGAUCGACUUCAGAUUCUCAAUGAAGCUUGGAAAGUUAUCACUAAAUUAAAGAAUCCACAGGACUACAUUAAUUGCGCCGAAGUGUGGGUAGAAUACACCUGCAAACAUUUCACGAAACGAGAGGUGAAUACCGUUUUGGCAGAUGUCAUCAAGCACAUGACACCAGAUCGUGCAUUUGAAGAUUCUUACCCUCAGCUUCAGUUAAUAAUUAAGAAAGUUAUUGCCCACUUCCAUGAUUUCUCAGUUCUUUUCUCAGUGGAAAAAUUUCUGCCGUUUCUGGACAUGUUCCAAAAAGAGAGUGUGCGGGUAGAGGUUUGCAAAUGCAUCAUGGAAGCCUUUAUCAAGCACCAGCAAGAGCCCACCAAGGACCCUGUCAUUCUGAAUGCACUUUUGCACGUUUGCAAGACCAUGCAUGACUCCGUGAAUGCACUCACUCUGGAAGAUGAGAAAAGAAUGCUGGCAUAUUUGAUUAAUGGAUUUAUAAAAAUGGUUUCCUUUGGCCGUGAUUUUGAACAACAGCUAAGUUUUUAUGUCGAGUCCAGGUCGAUGUUUUGCAAUCUAGAACCCGUUCUUGUGCAGUUGAUUCAUAGCGUGAACCGGUUGGCAAUGGAAACAAGAAAAGUAAUGAAAGGAAAUCAUUCCCGAAAGACAGCUGCAUUUGUCCGGGCCUGUGUUGCCUACUGCUUCAUCACCAUUCCUUCGCUGGUGGGAAUCUUCACGCGUCUCAAUCUCUACCUGCAUUCUGGUCAGGUGGCCUUGGCCAACCAGUGCCUCUCCCAAGCUGAUGCUUUUUUCAAAGCCGCUAUAAGCCUUGUUCCAGAAGUUCCGAAGAUGAUUAAUAUUGAUGGAAAAAUGCGGCCGUCGGAAUCAUUCCUUCUGGAAUUCCUCUGCAAUUUCUUUUCUACUUUAUUAAUAGUUCCGGAUCAUCCCGAACGUGGGGUCCUGUUUCUCGUUCGAGAGCUUCUCAAUGUGAUCCAGGACUAUACCUGGGAGGACAAUAGUGAUGAUAAAAUCCGUAUCUACACCUGCGUGCUGCACCUCCUGUCCGCCAUGAGCCAGGAGACCUAUCUCUACCACAUCGACAAAGUGGACUCUAACGACAACCUCUACGGGGGCGACUCCAAGUUCCUGGCUGAAAACAACAAGCUGUGCGAGACGGUGAUGGCUCAGAUCCUGGAGCAUCUGAAAACCCUGGCCAAGGAUGAGGCCCUGAAGCGCCAGAGCUUGCUGGGUCUCUCCUUCUUCAACAGCAUCUUGGCCCAUGGCGACCUGCGCAACAACAAGCUCAACCAGCUCUCUGUCAACCUGUGGCACCUGGCACAGAGGCACGGCUGUGCAGAUACCAGGACUCACUCCAGGGACCUCUCGCAAGUGAAAACCCUGGAGUAUAUCAAGAAGCAAAGCAAACAACCAGACAUGAGUCACCUGACUGAGCUGGCCCUCAGACUCCCUCUGCAAACAAGGACCUGACCUCUAAGCCUGUCUCCGGUGGGGACUCUGGUGCCAAGUGUGAAAGGCCCAGCUUUGCCAUUCUGAAUGCUUAUUGGAAUUUAGUUUUGGUUUUUAUCUUAUUUUUAUAUAUAUACAAAUUGGUUGAAUCUCUGGCCUCUACCUGAGUUACUCUGACAGUGCAGAAGUGAGAACCGUCAGGGCAUUAAAUUAAUCCACCAGUGUCUUAGUGAUUCCCUGCACACGUGGCUCUCAGGUUCUUGGUAAAGCCCCAGACGAGGGCCAGGUGGGUGUUUAGCAAGAGCGAAGCAAGAGAACAUAAGUAACAUUUUUCUUUUCUAGGAAAUGUUUGCUUUUUCAUGGUUUUGAAAAGAACUUUGAAAAGCAGUCCACUUACAAAGUUCCACUGUGCCAGGUACAGUCAGUUUCAGACGGUGUACGCUCAUGUUAGAGAGUCCCCAAAUCUGGGAUUUGUAUCACUUAAUUAACUCCUUUCCUAUCAAACGCAGCUCUUGACUAGAUCUAGAAUAUAUUAGUGGAAGGAGAAAGGUCAAAUUCCGAGUUUCACUCUGGUUUCAGUGGAAAAUAUGCUGUAACUGAAUAAAUGACCUCAAGCAACA
Messenger RNA from Tupaia belangeri chinensis (Chinese tree shrew), 3568 nucleotides. RefSeq names its product VPS35 endosomal protein sorting factor like (gene VPS35L). Gene Ontology annotation, cellular component: endosome. Bases 60 to 2969 code for a protein of 969 amino acids. Lineage: Eukaryota; Metazoa; Chordata; Mammalia; Scandentia; Tupaiidae. Gene Ontology annotation, biological process: endocytic recycling. The record is from RefSeq and is a predicted model, not a curated record. The transcript is spliced from 31 exons.